Racocetra persica is the source of this 1060-nucleotide messenger RNA. NCBI's taxonomy places the organism in Eukaryota, Fungi, Glomeromycota, Glomeromycetes, Diversisporales, Gigasporaceae. The record is from the annotation of a GenBank genome assembly.
UAGGAAUCAUGCAAGUACUGAAAUGGAUGCGUUUACUGGAUGCGUUCUAGUGAGCAUAAUGGAUUUUAUCGGUAUAAGUUUUAGUAAAGAUCUGUUGAAUCUGGAAGAGGAUUCAUUAACCGAUGUUGAGAAAGCAAAUAGCUUAUGGCGAAAAGCUAACAGAGAAAGAAAGACAUCGGCACCAACAUCAUCACCAGCUUCAUCACUAGCUUCAUCACCAGCUUCAUCACGAGCAUCAUCGCCAUCACCAUCAAUGUCGGUAUCAUCAUUGGGAAAGAGGCAAAGAGAAUCAGAUAUAAUAGACGCCCCUGCAAAGAAGCAAUACGUCCCGGAUAUAAAUUGCUUCUGUCCGAGUGUGGAUGUGCCUUUGCAAGCCAAUGGGUUCGUAAAUACUCUAGAAGUAUUAAAAUCCGCCGUUCGUACAUUUGACCAAAAGACGAUUGCCUUGGGCUCCACCCGCUCCUAUAAAUGUUCAAACCAUCUGCAAGUGGAUUCCAAGUGUAAUGAAAGUGUUCCAAGAGAGAGUGUUUACGAUGCAGAGAUGUAUAGAAUCCUGCAUAAUUGGCUUGCAAAGGUGCAUAGGUUCGAAAUAACUACUCAGUGGCAUCUAGAAGGAAUUGGUAACGAUGGAGAUUGGCACCAUUUUUAUUGCGACCUGACGAUAAAAAAACCAGAUAACCCCUAUCCUGAGGUAAUUCUUGAAUUACAGGCAACGGGAUCCAUCCCUACACUUAUAACCCAUUUUAAUCGGGCAAUAACAUAUGCCGACCAGCUUCAUUCUCAGGAAAUUUGGAUCGUACAUUUUUCUAGGGAGGAUUCUGUGGUAUCUGAUCCGUACUGGCCUUUUGCUAAAUUACAGGAUAGGAGGUUAAAUAUCACUCACUUCUGGCAUGAUAAGGACUUCAAGAAUGUGAGGAUGAGUGCCAGAUUUUGGGAUACUACUGCCAGCCUGGUGUUCUGUGGUUUUUCUGAUGACGAUGAUGAAGGUUAUUAUUAUGAUUUCAAUACUGGUAAAACUUAUACAAAAUCAGAACAUCGUUAUUCAAUCCGCGCAUAUUAG